Coregonus clupeaformis (lake whitefish) is the source of this 2206-nucleotide messenger RNA. RefSeq names its product chondroitin sulfate proteoglycan 5-like. Bases 575 to 2206 code for a protein of 543 amino acids. Lineage: Eukaryota; Metazoa; Chordata; Actinopteri; Salmoniformes; Salmonidae. The transcript is spliced from 6 exons. The record is from RefSeq and is a predicted model, not a curated record. Gene Ontology annotation, biological process: nervous system development.
GAAGCGCGGUGCUGAGUGUGUGUACUGGCAAGAUCCAAUAGUCUCAGUUGAAUAGCAAAUUGGUCCAAAUUAUUGAAAGGGAAAAAGCCUUGGGAAGAGGAGGGGUAGAAGUAGGAGACGGGAGGAGGGGGGCAGCAACAACCCUUUUCCCUUCCCAGAUGGUGAGAACAGUGUCGAUCGCAUCACAUUCCGCCGAGCGUUCUCAGUCGUCCUAUGGUGAAGUGCCAUCGCUCUAAUCAAAAACAAACGGAGCCGCAGCCUUCGCUUGCGCUCAACUCAACUCCAGUACGGAACGUCCAUCCUUGGCUGUGCGAGGUCUCCGUCUGGCCGAUAUUCGGUGGCGACGGGGCCUUGAACGAUUGAACUGUGGUUAAUUGAAGAAGCGGGAGAAGUAAAUACUAGCACACCACUCAAGACGAAGUGACAAUGGAGAAGCGCAGGGAGGCGGGAGUCUAACGUGGAUAGGGGGCACAAAUCAAAUCAAACUAUUUACAAUUCGGAUUAUUUCCAUUUUUAACAAUACAUUUUCAGAGGGUUCUUUAUCAGAUUUUUCUGGCCAUUAUCACACGCAAGCAUGAACGGAAAGGAAACGAGGUUUUGCACGGGAUGCUGGAGGCUACUGAUGCUGUCAAACAUUCUGAUUCCCCUCUUUGUACAUGGGAACACUCUGGGGGCCAAUGUCACUGAGUUGGACACCAUAGCCAACGUGACAUCCCUGCCCAGUAAGGUCGAGGAAGCGGCCAAAGUGAAUGAUGUCGUUAUCGAGGUGACCGGGGUCAGCAGCUCUUUCAGCCCCGUCGUCACGGUGACCCAGAAGGUCAGUCGCAUUCCCCGCUCCGAAGAGGAGCAGGGCAGCGGCAUGCUGGGAGAAGGGGUGUUGCCAGCCGAGGAGGAGGUGGUAACCCCGCCCAGGAUCAGCCCCGACUCAGCAGAGACAGAGCUCCUGCUGCCUAGCAACCCCCGUGGCACGGAGGAGGAAGAGGAUGAAGAGGAGCACACUUACCCAACAUGGCUCAACAGCAGAGACAACGUCUUCGACCUGGACCGCCGCUACCAAGAAGGAGUAGCCAAUCUGGCCACCACCACUGCCCCGCCCCCCGCCGCCGCUAACCCCUCCCGCUCGGACGUCCUCACCGUGGACUUCUUCGACCCCGCCUCUCGUGGCCACGGCCACGGCCUGGACCUGGCCCCACCCUCUCCCUCCUCAUUGGCCCACGAGCUCCAGGGCGGUGACCCCACUUCCUGGGCCAUGCCAGACAACUAUGACUACCUCAAGCCGUACGAGGACGGUGCGUCGCCCACCUCUGACGAGUACUCAUACAGCACCACUACCGAUACCCUGGAUGGGGAUGACGACUUGAGGCUAACUGCUGCGCCUCCAUCCCGCUCCGGGCCCAGGGCUCCCCCAGGUUCCGGCUCCUUCACCCCAGACAAGAGGCUGCCCAGUGGGGGUGCUGCUGCUGCUCCAGAGGGCCCUGCGGCCGCCCCUCCAGCAUUACCAGUGGAUGGCUCAGACGGGGCCGGUGGCUGCCGCCAGGGCUAUGUGAAGCAGAAUGGAACCUGCCGCUCCCCCUGUGACACACUACCCAGCUACUGCUUCAACGGAGGCCAGUGCUACCUUCUGGAGGGCAUGGGUGUCUUCUGCAGGUGUAAUGUCCAGGACUACAUCUGGCACAAGGGUUCCCGCUGUGAGUCGGUGGUGACAGAGUUCCAGGUGUUGUGUCUGACCAUCGGGGCGUCGGCCCUCAUGGUGCUGCUGCUCUUCAUGAUCAUUGUCUGCUUCGCCAAGAAGCUCCACGUGCUCAAGACCGAGAACAGCAAGCUGCGCAAACGCAGUAAGUACCGGCCUCCAUCGGAGCAGCACAAUGAUAAUUUCUCCCUGUCCACCAUCGCUGAGGGCUCCCACCCAAAUGUAAGGAAACUGUGCGACACCCCUCCUAACGUCCCUCAUGCCCGUGCUUUGGCUUACUAUGAUAACAUUAUCUGUCAGAAAACCAUGAGCAGAUACACCUGGGAGUGUAAGACCAAAGAGGAGCCCGACUGUAAGGAUGAUCCUAAUGCCCCGAACAAGCUGGAGGACUCGACAAGGCCCCGUGCCCAAGAGGAGAAUCCUGAACAUCCACAACUCCGACCUCCCAAACACGAGAACCACAAAGUACUGGGCGAGGAGAACUCCGGAGGUAAACUCACUGAGAACAUGAUGUAG